Messenger RNA from Aspergillus ibericus CBS 121593, 891 nucleotides. RefSeq names its product cell division control protein 14. Bases 1 to 891 code for a protein of 296 amino acids. The transcript is spliced from 2 exons. Lineage: Eukaryota; Fungi; Ascomycota; Eurotiomycetes; Eurotiales; Aspergillaceae. The record is from RefSeq and is a predicted model, not a curated record.
AUGGAGGCAUUGUUGGCACACUCGUUCGAUUACCUUUCCUCUUACGAACCAAGCAAAGUUCGCAAAGGAUUGCGCCAGGUCGAAGGCCUCCUCGCACAGAUUUGUUUAUCCAAGUCGAAACGCCCGGCGUCUGACAAACGGAGGUCACUGCUAUCCUUUGGGGCUCCGCAACCGGUUCCCAAAACCUUGUCUGAGCUUCGCGAUGAUCCGGCCUUCAGGGAAUUUUUCAAAUUACAAGAGGGAUUUCAAUGGAAUGUCGCAAUGCGUUUGGUGACGUGUCUGGAGCACCUACUAGGGCGGGGGAGUAAUGGCACCAACGAUCUUCUCAUCGUCUCCACCCUCGACCUGAUACAAGGCGUGCUCCUCCUCCACCCUCCGUCGCGGACACUGUUUGCCCGCGAGAUCUACAUGAAUCUACUCCUGGACCUCCUCGACCCAAUCAAUUGCCCCGCCAUCCAGUCCGCGACUCUUCUCACCCUAGUCACGGCUCUUCUGGACCACCCCGCCAACACGCGUACGUUCGAGGAACUCGACGGACUCCUGACGGUGACCUCGCUUUUCAAGCAGCGCGCGACGUCGCGCGAAGUCAAACUCAAGCUCGUCGAGUUUUUGUACUUCUACUUGAUGCCGGAAACCCCGAUGAUCCCCACGAGCACGGCCAGUGCGCCUAACACGGCCGUUCUCGGACACCAGCGCAGUCCAAGCAAACUGGCUGCGGCACAGGCAUCCCGGAGUGUCAAUGUCCCCGGGCCUCACGGCGGCGGCAAGGCACACCGGGAUACACGUACGACCGAUGAGAAACAGGCGUUGCUCGGACGGUAUCUGAACAAUGUGGAGGAUCUGGUGGAGGACUUGAAAGAAACCGCACCGUUUGGAGCGACAGUUUAUUAG